Messenger RNA from Torulaspora globosa, 321 nucleotides. RefSeq names its product Ste18p (gene STE18). Gene Ontology annotation, molecular function: G-protein beta-subunit binding. Gene Ontology annotation, cellular component: heterotrimeric G-protein complex. The transcript has a single exon. Lineage: Eukaryota; Fungi; Ascomycota; Saccharomycetes; Saccharomycetales; Saccharomycetaceae. The record is from RefSeq and is a predicted model, not a curated record. Gene Ontology annotation, biological process: G protein-coupled receptor signaling pathway. Bases 1 to 321 code for a protein of 106 amino acids.
AUGAUCGUGCCCGGCGGACUGUCGCGAUGGCGUGGUUCAAUGUCGCAGGAGAUGCUGUCAUACAGGAUCCAGUGCUUGAAGCUCAAGAGGGUGAACGAGCUGAACAAUAGGCUGCGUGAUGAGCUGGGUCGCGAAAGGAUCACGGCUUCCAAUGCGUGUUUGAACUUCAUAGAUUACGUGUCUACGCACACGGACUAUACUCUGCCCGAGAUCUGGGGGUACCCUUCACCGGGAGCCAACCCAUUUGCGAAUGGCAACGAUAGAAGGCGCCGUUCGCGGCAAGACAGUUCUGGGACCGGCUCCUGUUGCAAUAUCAUGUGA